AUGGUGCAACAACAUGGACUUGCGUUGUCCCAAAGUCCAUUGUUAGAGAAUCCUGAACAAUAUCGUCGACUAGUGGGAAAGUUGAUAUAUCUUGCUGCAACAAGACCAGAUUUGGCCUAUGCUGUUCAUAUCUUGUCUCAGUUUAUGCAACAUCCCAGACAUGAUCAUUGGAUAGCUCUGAUGUGUGUGAUACGUUAUCUCAAAGGAACACCGGGACAAGGGGUUUUCUUGAAAUCUGACUGUGAUUUACGGCUGCAUGGGUGGUGCGAUUCAGACUAUGCGGGAUGUCCGCUAACAAGACGAUCGUUGAGUGGAUGGCUCAUGCAACUAGGAAGUUCUCCUAUCUCGUGGCAGACCAAAAAGCAAGACGUGGUAUCACGUUCCUCUGCUGAAGCAGAGUAUAGGUGUAUGGCGAUGGCUUUGUGUGAAUUGAAAGGGCUGCGACAACUAUUGAUGGAACUCGGUGUCAAGCAUGAUCGACCAAUGAGUUUACACUGUGAUAAUCAAGCUGCUUUGUACAUCGCAGCGAAUCCUGUCUUCCACGAGCGGACGAAACACGUUGAAAUUGACUGUCAUUAUGUUAGAGAUGCUGUUCACGACCGGUUGAUAGCAACAAAAAAGGUUGAUACGAAAGAACAAUUGGCAGAUAUCUUUACUAAGGCUUUAGGCUGUCGUGAAUUUGAAAAGUUUAGAGACAAGCUGGGCAUUUGCAAUCCACAUGCUCCAGCUUGA
Molecule: messenger RNA, 732 nt
Organism: Microthlaspi erraticum
Lineage: Eukaryota; Viridiplantae; Streptophyta; Magnoliopsida; Brassicales; Brassicaceae
Source: the annotation of a GenBank genome assembly